This is a messenger RNA of Lolium rigidum, 1482 nucleotides long. RefSeq names its product ribokinase-like. The coding region runs from base 60 to 1145 and encodes 361 amino acids. Gene Ontology annotation, molecular function: ribokinase activity. The record is from RefSeq and is a predicted model, not a curated record. Lineage: Eukaryota; Viridiplantae; Streptophyta; Magnoliopsida; Poales; Poaceae. Gene Ontology annotation, biological process: D-ribose metabolic process. The transcript has 4 exons.
UUUACAGACUGCCGUUGACUCCAUCGUUUUCUCAACUCCGACCUCCCCCGGCAUCACCCAUGGCUCUGGAAGCGCGGCUCCGCCUCCCGCUCGCCCGGCCAACUCCGGCCACCGCGUUCCUCUCAGGAUCCAACCCCAAACAGACCCACAUAUCCUUCUCCAUCAAAACCAGCUCAACCUCUCUCUCCGCCGCCAAUGCGCCGCCGCCCAUCGUCGUCGUGGGCUCCGCCAACGCCGACAUCUACGUGGAGGUCGACCGCCUCCCGCUCGUCGGCGAGACGGUUGCCGCGCGUGCCGGACACAGCCUCGCCGGUGGGAAGGGCGCUAACCAGGCCGCCUGCGGGGGGCGGCUCGCGCUGGGCCCCACCUACCUCGUGGCGCGCGUGGGGAACGACGCCAACGGCCGCCUGCUCGAGGGCGCCCUCGCGGACGCCGGCGGCGUCCGCCUCGACCGCGUCGCUCGAGCCCCCGACGCGCCAUCCGGUCACGCUGUUGUCAUGCUCAUGCCAGACGGGCAGAACUCCAUCAUCAUCGUUGGCGGCGCCAACAUGGAGGGCUGGGCCUCGGAGGUCGACCCGGAGGACCUGGACCUGAUCCGGCAUGCCGGCGUUCUACUUCUGCAACGAGAGAUACCUGAUUGGGUCAACAUUCAGGUCGCUCAGGCUGCAAAAGGCGCAGGUGUGCCUGUUAUCUUGGAUGCAGGUGGAAUGGAUGCUCCUGUCCCUGGAGAAUUACUGGGGCUGGUGGAUAUUUUUAGUCCAAAUGAAACAGAGCUAGCACGUUUGACUGGAAUGCCCACCGAAACUUUUGAACAGAUCAGCCAGGCAGCAGGAGCAUGCCAUAAAAUGGGUGUCAAAGAAGUUUUGGUCAAACUUGGGUCACAAGGAUCUGCUCUGUUUGUGGAGGGAGAGGAACCAAUCAGGCAGGCGAUAAUACCUGCCACAGAAGUAGUCGACACCACUGGUGCCGGUGACACCUUCACCUCAGCUUUUGCUGUAGCUCUGGUGGAGGGGAAGCCUAAGCAAGAGUGCAUGAGAUUUGCUGCUGCUGCCGCCUCACUGUGUGUUCGAGUAAAGGGCGCCAUACCUAGUAUGCCUGACAGAGAAUCCGUGAUGAGCCUUCUAGAAACUGCGCAAGCUAAAUAAAUGAAGAAAAUACCGUCUGCUUCAGCUUAGCCAUAUUCAUCAACAAUAAUGUGAGCUGCUAAGCUUCAGUCUUCUUAUCGGUUCAUUUCGUUUCUGGCGUGCAUAUGUAGGUCUUGUGCCAAGUUGUGGACUUGUGGUACAGGAAAUAAUAGAAAGUAGCUUUCCUUCUGCAGUUCUGUCAUAGAAACGCUAACACUGAUUCAGGAGUUCUUGUUCUGCUGUUUUUGUAGGCCUUUCCUGUUAUGCCAUAGCUUUACUAUUCUUACACAUUGCCUGUAUCCCUCUGGACCUAAAUAUUUGGUGUUGUUAGAUCUCAUUAAAUUUCACAGAACCUCAA